GUUAGCUACUAGCUCUGUCAAUCAAAUCGUCACUUGCAGCUGUUCUCAGAUCAGUCAGUGGGAUUCUCAGACCACAGCAGAAGGUUUCCCCGAGCAGCUAGUUCAUGUGACUUAAAAUAGUUUUAUAUACAAGUAAAAAGAACAGCUAGGGACUACAGUUUUACAUUUUCCGCUUCGACUCGUCCUUGUGACAUGUCUCUGUUUGUGGAGGACCCAGCUCACUUCUCUAAAUCCAGACUGAAGUCAGAUCUCGUUGCCCAUAAUGUCGCGCUGCCACAUACCAAGAGCAGAAAGGAGGUUUAUGUGGAUUUGCACUUAAAACACAUCGUUCAGAAAAACGCAGGAGAUUUCUCUAGCGACGAUGAGGAUCAAGAACAAGAUUUGGCAGACAAAGAGGAGGAGGAGGAUGCAAAGAUUCUGGACCCAAAUACCUUAACCGAUGAUGACCUCAAGGCUGCACUGCUCGAACAUGGUGUUAAAGCUGGGCCAAUAGUUGCCUCCACUAGAGCCUUGUACGAGAAUAAGCUCAGGAGACUGCAACAGUCAGAAGGACAAGGCCAUGUCAAUGGAGUAGAGAAAGGUGUUUUGUACUCUGACAGUGAAGAGGAGGAGGAACAAGGAGAAGAGGAGAGGACCUCCACAGGUUCAGAAGCAGCAAAAGAAGAAACCGCUGAACAGUCAAACCAAGCACAACAAGGCAGCAGUAAGAAUGGUGAUUUUGUUUACCCGCAGUGCUUUUUACUCUCAUCAAGGCUGCGUGUUCAUGCUACUAGAAAAAGGGAACCUAGUCCCAAGAGGAAUUUGGGGAAUGUGAUAAAAUCAUCGGAGCAGAGUCGGCCUCCCCGCUCACAGAUUCCCGGAGGAAUUACUAAAGCAUCCCCUGUAGAUCAACGCUCGGGAUUAGGAUCAGGGUUUCCAUCUGGACCACAAUCAGUUUUGUCCAAUGGCGGCUCAUCAAUCUCCUCUCAGCCCUUCAGUAUCACUCUAAUGGUUGAGGAGGUGGAGAGGCGGAAGUCACUCUCUUCUAGCACAGACACUGAGAGAGACUUGAAUGGGAGCAAUGUGCAAGAACAUUGGUCGCGGUCCAACAGGCCGGACAAACCUAUUGUGGACAUGUGCACCGUGAAGAACCAGUCUCCGUACUACACUCCAAAGGAAUCUCCUUAUAAACAGAAAAUGAAGCCUUCUCAGGAGCCUGUGAAAGAUACAUUUAAAGAGAUGUUUUCAAACAUGGAAUCUUCUCCCACAGGGAUGUGUGCCACUCGACGGAGACCUAUUAAAGGUGCAGCAGGGAGACCCGUCCAGUAUGCAUACCCAGACACUCCCACCAGUCCCAUCACCCUCCAGAGACGAAAGGUGGAGCGCCGCCUUGUGCCCAUCCAUAUACAGAUUUUGGUUUUCAUCAUCGUGGCUUGCCUACUUUAUAUCAUUUAUGUUUGUGUUGAGGACAACUCAUUUAGUCCAUUUGUUGCCUUACUGGACAGUCUAGACCCGGGUUCAGAAAGUGAGGAGGGGCUUAUGCUUCAGGCUGAGAUACAGGACACAGCAGUUUUCUCUGGACAGGAGUAAUUCUGGCUUUCUUUAAUCCAGUACAUUGACAUACAGACAUAAGCUUUCUUUUGGUGGUGCAAACCACAUCAGGGAGCACAUAUUGCUUGACUAUUGACUGUGUUUUUGUGUCUGUAUGGGAGCAAACCAAAAGUCAAGCUUCACAGUUUUAUAUAUUUUGCUUAUAGAUGUUACCGAAGUGCUAUCUAUCAUAGUAGUUGAAAGAAUAGCUAAAACACUGAUAUUAAGCAGAGACUUUAAAAGAUGUUCUCAAAGUUAUAAAUAAUAAAGUGUAAUGCUAUUGUUCUUUUCUAUUUUCUAGCCCAAAUUGUGUCAUUUUCAAUCAGUUCGUAUGUAUUUUUUUUAACAUUUCAACCAUGUUUCAAUA
Eleginops maclovinus (Patagonian blennie) is the source of this 1936-nucleotide messenger RNA. RefSeq names its product LEM domain containing 1 (gene lemd1). The coding region runs from base 193 to 1569 and encodes 458 amino acids. NCBI's taxonomy places the organism in Eukaryota, Metazoa, Chordata, Actinopteri, Perciformes, Eleginopidae. The record is from RefSeq and is a predicted model, not a curated record. The transcript is spliced from 11 exons. Gene Ontology annotation, molecular function: DNA binding.